AUGAGGCUAUUGGAUGUUGAAGGGCAGAUUGUCCACAUUCGCACUGGCAGGACAAUGAUGAGGUCCACCAUCAAUUACCUCGUUGCCAUAAUCAGUGAUUUACUGAAGGAUGCCGAGAAAUGGUUACCUGCAGCUGAACGAUUGUUUGGCUAUAUUGUCAUGCAAUUACCGUGCGAAUCUGGUUCGUCAUUGGAGCAGAGGAAUGCUGCUCGAUCGGGUUUGCGGCUUCGGAAGAAGCACAAGAGGUUGGACGCGAUAUGCGAGGAGGAAUAUAAUCGAAACCAUGGUGAAUUCAAUGAGGGUGAUUUUGUUGAGGAUGGUGGUGAUGGAGGGGUUCGCCGAAGCUCUCGGGUUCGGCGUGUCCCGGUUCUGCUGGAUGCGUCUCCCGCUCCUCCGAAGAAGCGGCAGAGGUUGAUCAAGAAUGGAGUGCUGAGUGGUGUGAAGGAUGCUAAGAUUGAAGAGCGGGUGACCAGGAGCUCUGUUGGGGUAGAGAUUCCGAAAGCUUGGAGUUCGAGGUUGAGAUCAAGGGUUAGAAGUGUAGGUUUUGAGGUGAAGGAAGAGAGGGAAUCGCCAGGUGGGAAAAGGAAACUGAUUGAGGAAGGUGUUGAAAGGAGAGAUGAGGAGGAGGUUGAGGUUAGAGAGGUUGGUAAGAAAGAGGAAUUGGAAGAUGGGAUGCCGAAAAUAGUUAAGACGAAGAGGCCCGGGAGGAUCAAAGCUACAAAGGGUGAAGAGGGGCAUAAAGAUAAAGAGAAUGAGACUCAUGAGGAUUUACUUGAGACUAAGAAUCAAGAAGUGGAGCUUACAUUGAGCAAAGAUGAGGACAGUGCUUCAGUUCUAGAGGAAACCCAGUUGUCUGAUGGGAAUCUGAUAGAAAUAUUGGAUGGGAAUGCCCCUCCAACAAUAGGGAAUGGAGAGAGAGAUCUAUCUAACAAUGUGCAAACAGAGGAGUGUAAUGACAGCAUUGAACUGUCACCGGUGAAAAUUGUAGAUAAACAGGAUGAUCAGUUAGAGACUGCGAAGGAAGGAAAAAAUGCAAGUGAUGAAGCAGAAGUUGCUGGAACUUUGACAGAACACGUAGAAAAUGAAGAAUCUGCUGAUAAGGAGGUUAACAUGGAUGAAAUGACCUUGCAAGAUUCUAAUAUCAUAAGGAUAAAUGAUUCCAAACAAGCUUCAAAUGACAAGCCUCGCCACCAACGUAUUAAAGAGGGUAGGCGGUGUGGUUUGUGUGGUGGAGGGACUGAUAGUAAACCUCCAAAAAGAUUAGUACAGGAUAAUGGUGAAAGUGAGAAUGAGGCAUAUAGUGGCUCUUCAGCUUCAGAGGAGCCUAAUUAUGAUAUCUGGGAUGGCUUCGGUGAUGAACCUGGCUGGUUGGGGCGCCUCUUGGGUCCUAUUAAUGAUCGCUAUGGUAUUGCUGGAAUAUGGGUUCAUCAGCACUGUGCUGUAUGGAGUCCAGAGGUUUAUUUUGCUGGCUUGGGAUGCUUAAAAAAUGUGAGAGCUGCACUUUGUAGAGGAAGAGCAUUGAAGUGCACACGUUGUGGGAGGCGAGGAGCUACCAUUGGUUGUCGUGUUGAUCGUUGUCCAAAAACAUAUCACUUGCCUUGUGCAAGGGCAAAUGGUUGCAUCUUUGAUCAUCGUAAAUUUCUUAUAGCUUGCACAGAUCAUCGGCAUCUCUUUCAACCUCACGGUAAUAAAUAUUUCGCUCGGAUAAAGAAGUUGAAAGCUAGGAAAUUGAAGUUGGAGAUGAGGAAACUUUCAAAUGAUGCUUGGAAAAAGGAUGUUGAAGCAGAAGAGAGAUGGCUGGAAAAUUGUGGUGAGGAUGAAGAAUUUUUGAAACGUGAGAACAAGAGGCUUCAUCGUGAUUUAUUGAGAAUAGCCCCAGUGUACAUUGGUGGUUCAGAUUCGUCCAGUGAAAAAUCAUUUCAAGGAUGGGAAUCUGUUGCUGGGCUUAAAGAUGUCAUCCAGUGUAUGAAGGAAGUUGUUAUUUUACCUCUAUUAUAUCCGGAGUUCUUUGGUAAUUUAGGGCUUACGCCUCCAAGAGGUGUUCUGUUACAUGGAUAUCCUGGAACUGGGAAAACGUUAGUGGUCCGGGCAUUGAUAGGUGCAUGUGCUUGUGGCGAUAAACGGAUUGCAUAUUUUGCCCGUAAAGGUGCAGAUUGCUUGGGAAAAUAUGUGGGUGAUGCUGAGCGCCAACUAAGACUAUUAUUUCAGGUUGCUGAGAGAUGUCAACCUUCUAUUAUAUUUUUUGAUGAGAUAGAUGGAUUGGCACCCGUCCGAACUAGGCAGCAAGAUCAGACACAUAGUUCUGUUGUGUCAACAUUACUUGCUCUUUUGGAUGGUUUGAAAUCUAGGGGUUCAGUUGUAGUUAUAGGUGCAACAAAUCGUCCUGAAGCUGUUGACCCAGCACUUAGGCGCCCGGGAAGAUUUGAUCGGGAAAUUUAUUUUCCAUUGCCAUCGAUGAAGGACAGAGCUGCAAUUCUUUCUCUUCAUACACAGAGGUGGCCAAAACCAAUUACUGGAUCCUUGCUUGAGUGGAUUGCAAGAAAAACUCCUGGCUUUGCUGGUGCUGAUCUCCAGGCUCUUUGUACUCAAGCGGCCCUCAAUGCUUUGAAGAGGAAUUUCCCUUUGCAAGAAGUGCUAUCUGCAGCCGAAGAGAAAGAUUCUGGUUGUAAGAACCUUCCUCUUCCGUCUUUUGCGGUGGAGGAGAGGGAUUGGUUGGAGGCUUUAUCAUGUUCUCCACCACCAUGCUCUCGGAGAGAAGCUGGAAAUGCUGCUAAUGAUAUAAUAUGCUCCCCUCUUCCCAUACACCUUAUUCCGUGUUUAUUGCGGCCAUUAUGCACUCUUCUCAUAUCUCUUUUUCUCGAUGAACACCUAUGGUUGCCGCCUCCUAUAUCUAGAGCUGUAACAAUGAUUAAGAAUGUGAUGAUUUCUGCUUUAGACAAAAAGAAAAUGCCUCUUGAUCACUGGUGGUUGCAUGUUGAUAAUUUUCUUCAAGAAGCAAAUAUUGCAGCCGAGGUAGAGAGGAAGCUCACUUGUUCUGGCAUUUUGUCUGCUGAUGAUGGUUUUGCUGGCUCUUUGGAUUGUGUGGAUGAUAUUGAUGAUAACAGGGUGAAAUUUGAACACUCUAUGAAGCUUGGCAUGCGCAGUGGUUUGUCAUUUGCAUUGACAAACAAAUCAGGAACACGUAUAUUGAUUGCUGGAAAUCCCAGAUCUGGCCAGAGAUAUCUUGCAUCUUGCCUUCUUUACUGCUUUACUGGGAAUGUUGAAAUUCAGAAGAUUGAUAUGGCAACUAUUUCGCAAGAAGGACAUGGAGAUGUAGUUCAAGGGAUUGCAAAAAUAUUAAUGAAAUGUGCUAGCGUGCAAUUAUGUGUAGUAUUCAUGCCAAGAAUUGACUUGUGGGCUGUGGAGACACAUUUCCAAAUGUCUGAAACUACCGAUUCCUGCUCAACACUUCAUGCAUCCUCUGAGAUGGAAAAGUCUUGCCAAGCCAGCAGAAGGGUUUCACAUGCCUGGAUGUCAUUUAUUGAGCAGGUGGAGUCCAUUGGUGUAUCCUCAUCCUUGAUGAUUCUGGCUACUUCAGAAGUUCCCUAUACUGAACUUCCAUGUAAAAUAAAGGAAUUCUUCAAGACGUACCAGUCAAAAUACAGUCAAUCAAUUCCUUUGGAGCAGACAGUUCCUCAAUUCUCUCUGCAGAUUGAUGGGAAAUUUGAUCACGAGGUGGUGAUCAAUCAAUCUGCAGUAGAGCUAUUGAGAAAUGUAGUUGAACAGCAGAUUCAAUUAAUUCAUCAGAGAUCUCAUAUUCAAAUGGGUGCCCGCAGGGGGGACAGAGCCUAUUGUUCAAUUGAAGCUUGUAAAGAUAGAGAACUUCAGAGAAACAAUAAUGAAUCAGCCAGUGAGAAGAAUGGUAAAAUGCAACUUCCUGAAUCCUUUACAAAAGUUCCAGCACCACCCAACAGUAGGUCACUGAAGGGGAAGUCAACCCUAUUGUUGGCAAUAUCCACGUUUGGUUAUCAAAUUCUUCGGUACCCACAUUUUGCUGAACUUUGUUGGGUCACAUCAAAACUCAAAGAUGGUCCUUGUGCUGAUGUAAGUGGACCUUGGAAGGGCUGGCCUUUCAAUUCCUGUAUAAUUCGUCCUAGUAAUUCACAAGACAAGGGCAUGGGUCCUUGUGGCUCUAGUAGCAUGAAAAGCAAAGAGAGAUCUGGCUUAGUUAGAGGCUUGGUUGCUGUUGGUUUAUCAGCAUACAGAGGUGCUUACACAUCUGUCAGGGAAGUUUCCCUUGCGGUUCGGAAUGUUCUUGAGAUCUUGGUUGGGCAAGUUAAUACAAAAAUUCAAGCUGGAAAGGACAGAUUUCAAUAUCUCCGUGUUUUAUCACAAGUGGCUUAUCUGGAAGAUAUGGUCAAUAACUGGGCUUAUGCAUUACUGAGUCUAGAGCAGGAUUCCCCAGAGUGUAUGACGAAGGUUAUGCCGGAAAAUGUUGGGCCAUUAAAUGGCCAUCUCACAAGUGAUGAUCACCAAGCUGAAGGUGUAAAUUGCCAUUUGGUUGUUCCUAUGGAAGGUGAUGAUUUAGAGACGCUGGGGAGAAGUUGUAAGGGAAUUCCUGCUGAAACAACUGGAUUUAUUUUCUUCAAUGACAGAAAUGAUGAUUUAAAUAAUCUUCAUCAUGAUGGUAUAAAUGCAAGUUCUGAAGGAUCUCUUCAAAACCAUUCUUUUUCAGAUAAGCAUAUCAACAACUCAGCUGAUAUAAACCUACCUGUUGAUCCAUCCUUAAAUCAGGAGAAUGGGAUGCCAUCGUUAACUUCUGGAAAUUUUACAGUGGUGAGUGGAGAAUUCGGGUUUGCGAAAGACUUGAAUGAAUCCAUACUCACUCCCUCUGUUUCCCUCUCUGAAAAUGGAGAAUGUGGGUUGUCAAAAUCUACUUUCACUAACUCUGUUACCCUUUCUGAAAGUGGACUUCAUAGUGCCCGUGAACCAGAGUGUGUUGAGAUUGGCAACUCCAAGAUUGUCUCUAAUCCGCCCCUCAGCUUGUCCUCAGAAGAGACUGGUGUUAAAUUAAGUGAUGUUAACUCUGGAAAAGAUGAAAAUGCUAUAGACAUUAAUAUCCCUUCAAGCAAGGGCAGUGGUCCUGCUGAAUCUGGGGUUAUUUGUUCAUAUCAAUGUUGCCCUCAAUGUCUAUACAGUCUCUAUAAUUUGACAAAGAAAUUACUUGUUCAUGAGUGGGGGUUGAAUAGUAGCCAUUGGACUGUAGAAGAUCUCCAUGAUGCUGUAGCAUUAUUAUCUGUGGAUCUUAUUUCAGCAGUUAGAAAAAUUCACCUGGCCAAAGAUCUCACUGAUUUAUCUGAUGAAAACUUAAGGCAUGAAAAGCAUGAAGCAUCUCUUGAAUGUUCAAACCUGAGAACUUGUAAUCCCAGAAACACUGGAGUGCCAGCUGAAUGUGUUUCUCACUCGAAAAGCCAUCAUGCAACUGGAAGCAAAGAUAUGGCACUGAAUGAACCACUGAAGCUUGAUUUUAAAUAUGUUUUCAGAGAUGGUGUACUUAUUCAUAUGGACCCAGACAAGGAUGUCUCUCUUCACUGUAAAUUUGAGACCUUUUGCCUCUGUUCUGUUAGAGAGUUGAUAGUAAUGAUAAAGUGCCCUUUUGAUUGAGCUAUUGUUUCAUAGCUUGGAUUGCUUAGCAAUUUUUUUGGUGCUGAAG
Molecule: messenger RNA, 5692 nt
Organism: Gastrolobium bilobum
Lineage: Eukaryota; Viridiplantae; Streptophyta; Magnoliopsida; Fabales; Fabaceae
Exons: 8
Coding region: 1-5643 (1880 amino acids)
Biological process (GO): positive regulation of transcription by RNA polymerase II
Cellular component (GO): nucleus
Molecular function (GO): ATP hydrolysis activity; histone binding; ATP binding
Source: RefSeq, a predicted model, not a curated record